CCAUAAACUAAUCGCGAAGACCGUCAACCGUUUUCGCGACUCACUUUUUUCCUGUCCGUUAUCAGAUACGCGUAAAUUUUUUUUUUGAAUCUACACGAAAGUGUGACCAAAGUGCGUACUAUCAAUUGUCUUAAGGAUCCGCUUAAUUACUUCUGCAAUUAAUUAAUUUUUUGAGGCGCAAGCGCUGGUUGUUAUAACUUGCGUCAGGGGGGUGCGGUUGUUACCAUGGAUCCCAGUGUACUCGCCAACAUGGAUAAAGACGCACUGAAGAAGCAGAUUGAGAACAUGAAGUAUCAAGCCACUAUGGAACGGUGGCCUCUGUCCAAAAGUAUUGCGGCAAUGCGGGAAUAUGUUGAAGAGAACGAGAAAAAUGACCCACUGAUUCACGCGCCCGACAAAAAAAAUAAUCCAUGGGCUGAAAAGGGCAAGUGUAUUAUUAUGUAAGUCUGAGGAUGGCUAAUUAACAAAAAUUUAUUACCACCAACAACAUCAACAUCAACAUCAAAAAUGGCGAUUGCAAUUUAACGAAUAAUUAAAUAAUCGACGACUAAAAAAAGCGACUGCUAAAUUAAUUAUUUUAAAAUGGUUGAGAUGGAUCCUCAAAAAAAAGAUUCAAGUCAAAAUAAAAAAAAAAAAAAAAAAAAAAAAAAAAAA
This is a messenger RNA of Microplitis demolitor, 654 nucleotides long. It is a transcript of the gene Ggamma30A, whose product is annotated as guanine nucleotide-binding protein subunit gamma-e. Gene Ontology annotation, molecular function: G-protein beta-subunit binding. The record is from RefSeq and is a predicted model, not a curated record. Bases 226 to 444 code for a protein of 72 amino acids. Gene Ontology annotation, cellular component: heterotrimeric G-protein complex. Lineage: Eukaryota; Metazoa; Arthropoda; Insecta; Hymenoptera; Braconidae. Gene Ontology annotation, biological process: sensory perception of taste; phospholipase C-activating G protein-coupled receptor signaling pathway. The transcript has 3 exons.